Saprolegnia parasitica CBS 223.65 is the source of this 420-nucleotide messenger RNA. RefSeq lists its product as hypothetical. Gene Ontology annotation, molecular function: inositol hexakisphosphate binding. The transcript has 2 exons. Gene Ontology annotation, biological process: phosphate ion transport; cellular response to phosphate starvation. The record is from RefSeq and is a predicted model, not a curated record. NCBI's taxonomy places the organism in Eukaryota, Oomycota, Saprolegniomycetes, Saprolegniales, Saprolegniaceae. Gene Ontology annotation, cellular component: plasma membrane; cytoplasm; Golgi apparatus. Bases 7 to 360 code for a protein of 117 amino acids.
GGGCACAUGUACUCGCGUCGGUGGGUCUACUACGUGGCCAUCAUCGUCAACCUUGUCCUCUGCUUCUCGUGGACACUGGCGCUGAUCCCGCCGGACGUCGGGUUCUUUGGCACGCUCCUCUUGGAUUUGCAGCCGAUUACGCUCUUCAUGGAGCCGAUGCGCCGCACCAUGUGGAGCUGUCUGGCGAUGGAGAAUGAGCAUUUGCGCAACACGUUGGGCUUCCGGAAGGAACACUUUAUCCCGCUGCACUUUGACCGGCCGCCCUCGCCCACAGAGCGGAAGCCAACGUACGCGUUCCGGAUCGCGGCCUUGAGCGCUGUCGUGCUCUGCCUCAGCGCCGCUGCCAUUCUCUUGGGCUAGGGUUGGUAGAAAUUGCCAAGAGGAGCUCACUUGACCGACGAAAACGCUCCAACAAUCGAG